CUUUUGACCACCUCGGUCCGGUUCAUGAUUGCGCAUUCAUGCUCUAUGACACGGCUGCUACGCUCAUCUCGAAGAUCACUUUUGCCUGCGUAAUGACGCCUGAAACACAGCGGAUUGUCCUGUAUGGGUUUGGCAAAGGGAUCAAAGCUGACUUUGAUAGCACUGUAAUCUCUGCGGAUGGCAAACGUUACGAGCAGUGCUUUGAAAUAUCCAAAGCUCCCAUGACUGCCAACAUCUGCUUCCGCAUACCCAACGGUUCUUCGAUCUUCAAGAGCUGGUGGUUGGGAACGCUCUAUACCGGACCGAACGGCCCCAAGUUUGUCACGCCUGCUCUACUGGUAGACGGCGAGCCGCUCUGGCGUGAAGCCAAUAAAUUCAAGUAGAUCCCUGU
This is a messenger RNA of Mixia osmundae IAM 14324, 391 nucleotides long. RefSeq lists its product as uncharacterized. Lineage: Eukaryota; Fungi; Basidiomycota; Mixiomycetes; Mixiales; Mixiaceae. The transcript is spliced from 3 exons. The record is from RefSeq and is a predicted model, not a curated record. Bases 39 to 383 code for a protein of 114 amino acids.